Messenger RNA from Pangasianodon hypophthalmus (striped catfish), 2279 nucleotides. RefSeq names its product G protein-coupled receptor kinase 5 (gene grk5). Gene Ontology annotation, molecular function: ATP binding; G protein-coupled receptor kinase activity. The transcript is spliced from 16 exons. Bases 202 to 2019 code for a protein of 605 amino acids. Lineage: Eukaryota; Metazoa; Chordata; Actinopteri; Siluriformes; Pangasiidae. Gene Ontology annotation, biological process: protein phosphorylation; signal transduction; regulation of signal transduction. Gene Ontology annotation, cellular component: cytoplasm. The record is from RefSeq and is a predicted model, not a curated record.
AGCUACCAGGCCUGGUAGUUAGAGUCCAUUUGCAGUAUAACACACACUGAUAGGCCUGACAACAUGGAUAAGACAAAGUGAUUCCUUUUUAGGAAUGUGAAACUAUCUUUCCUUUAGAAUCUCACUUUAGAGGCAUAAACGUAACCCGAGACGAAAUAUUCCAGAUUUAUUGUGCCUGCUGUUUUGUGACACAGUGGAGUGAUGGAGAUCGAGUCUAUGGCAGCGAACACUGCACUGAUCAGGGCUAGAGAAGGUGGUGGUGGCAAACGCAAAGGAAGAAGCAGGAGAUGGAAAGAGCUGCUGCAAUUUCCUCACAUCAACGAAUGUGCCGAGCUGGAAAGCACCAUUGAACGAGACUACUACAGCCUGUGUGUGGAACAGCCUAUAGGGAAGGCAUUAUUCCAACUUUACUGUGAGACAAGACCAGAGCUCAAAUGCUGUAUCGACUUCCUGGAUGCAACGGAAGAGCAUGAGGUCAUACCAGCCGAGAAAUGGAAGAGCUUUGGGAAUGAAAUUAUUUCAAAGUAUCUCAACACAGAGUCUCCUCGAUUUGUGCAGGAGAUACCAGAUAACCAUCGGGAGAUAUGCAAGCAGAACCUGGAGUGCAACAUUUCCUACAGUCUCUUCAACGACUGCAGAAAAGCACUACAUGACUAUUUAAGCGGAGAGCCUUUCAAAGAUUAUCAGAAGAGCAUGUAUUUUGACCGUUUCCUGCAGUGGAAGAUGGUUGAAAGAAACCCAGUCACGAGGAACACAUUUCGAGAAUACCGGGUUUUGGGAAAGGGAGGCUUUGGGGAGGUAUGUGCGUGCCAGGCUCGGGCAUCAGGCAAAAUGUACGCCUGUAAGAAACUGGAAAAGAAACGCAUCAAGAAGCAGAAGGCAGAAAUUUUGGCUCUCAAUGAGAAGCAAAUCCUGGAGAAAAUUAACAGCAGAUUUGUGGUCAGCUUAGCUUAUGCGUACGAGACCAAGGAAGCUCUUUGUCUGGUGCUGACACUAAUGAAUGGAGGAGAUCUGAAGUUUCACAUAUAUAAGAUGGGCCUUCCAGGACUGAGCAAGGACAGGGUGCAGUUUUAUGCAGCUCAGGUCCUUUGUGGCCUGGAUCACCUUCACCAAAACAAUGUUAUUUACAGGGAUUUAAAGCCUGAAAACAUCCUCUUGGAUGAUAACGGGCACAUACGCAUAUCUGACCUAGGCUUGUCAGUAAUCGUAAAAGAAGGAGAGCUUGUUUGUGGCAGAGUGGGAACGGCUGGAUACAUGGCUCCAGAGGUCAUCAGUGACAAGUACUACGAUUUCAGUGCUGACUGGUGGGGACUCGGCUGUCUCAUCUACGAGAUGACCGCAGCGACUCUUCCGUUCCGCGAGCGCAACGAGCGGCUGCACCGGAAAGAGCUCGAGAAAAGAGUGCUGGAGACCGAAGAGCACUACGGGGUCAGGUUCACAGGGGACACGAAAGACAUCUGCCAAGCGCUCUUGGCCAAAAACCCAGAGGAAAGACUGGGAUGCGGGGAAGGUGGUGCAUCCGACAUAAAAGAUCAUGUGUUCUUCAAGGACAUCAACUUCAGGCAGUUAGAGGCUGGGAUGCUGACGCCCCCUUUUGUGCCAAAUCCAAAAGCCGUGUACUGCCAAGACGUUGUGGAUAUUGACCAAUUCUCCACAGUGAAGGGAGUCAACCUUGAUGUGACAGAUGAAGACUUUUACACCAAGUUCAACACAGGCAGUAUUGCCAUCCCAUGGCAAAAUGAGAUGAUUGAGAUGGAGUGCUUCAAGGAUUUGAACGUAUUCGGCCCCAAAGGCAAGAAGACACCAGAUCUUGAUCGUACAAUUCAGGUUGGCCAGAGCCCCAAAUCUCUCAAUAAGAGCAUGCGCCAACCACAGUCAAGUACCAGACACAGGCUGCUUGGUAAAAUCUUCAAAAGACAUCAUCGUGAUGAGCCCACAGAGCAGAAGAGCAGGUCAUCAAGGAAGACUUCAGAUGAGCUUCGAAUGAACUUAUUAGACUCUACAUAUGAUGUCUUGUAAAUACAUACAGUGUCUAUAAAUAGAUAAAGUUUCUACAGAGAUGUAAUAAAAGUUUGUGUAGCUGAAGAGACUUGUGUCUAGUUAAAAGACUAGGAUUUAAACUAGCAGGCUUGGUGCUGACAUUUUAUGGAUCAUUGUCACAGUGUGAAGGAGUGAGUAUGUGCCUUACUUUAUGAUUACUUUGACAUUUUUUUCAUACUGUUCUCAUUUGUUUUAUACUGUUACGUCUUAUCUAAAUAUAUGACUGAAAAUCAGUGAAA